AUGACGAGCAUUGCCCACAUCAUCCCCCAAACAAUCCCAUAUUCCGACAAGGAUAUGGAGACUGCCAUCAAAAUUUUGAAAGCUAAGAAAAUCCCCGUAUACGAACCCGGAGAAGAAGACUACGAACGUUAUAUUGCGACGUCCAAUCUCAUUUAUCGCUUCUCAACCCCCCCUUGCGUUGUUCAACCCAAGUGUGCUUGUGAUGUUCGGGACGUCAUUAGGAUCGCAAAACCAAGGAAGAUCCCCAUCACCAUCAAGAAUGGUGGCCACUCUUAUGCAGGAGGCUCCACUACCAAUAUCGGGAUCUUGAUGGAACUUGGGCUGAUGAACGACGUCAUCCUCGACAUGACGCCGGGGGCGGAAACCGCGACUGUGAAAGGCGGUGCGUUGUGGUUCAAUGUGUACAAGAAACUGACCAGCAAGCGUGUUGAUGGAAAGCAUCUCGAUGGCUGGGUCGUCAACGGCGGGCGCUGUCCUACGGUAGGUGUGAGUGGCUUCAUAUUGGGAGGCGGUCUCUCUCCGUUUACCAGAAGUUUCGGAAUGGGCUGCGACACUGUGAAAGAGUUUACCAUCGUUACAGCGACGGGAGAUGAGGUGACUGUUUCAGAGCACACUGGAGACAAAGAUAAGGAUGACCUCUUCUGGGCCCUUCGCGGUGCUGGCGGUGGGAACUUUGGUGUGGUUGUGGAGAUGAAGUUGGCUAUGAAACAGCUGAAGGGUGAUCUCGUCGUCGCAGGGCGAUACACUUGGCAUCCGGAGAAAGAUGCGGCAACUAUGACCGGAUUCAUGACCACGAUGAACAGCUUCUAUACCAGGAACUGGCCGAAUGAGAUGACCAUUGACACCUCCUGGCUAUGUGAUCUCAAGGAGACCAAGAGUGACCUUGGAGUUCGGUUCCUGGUCUACUACAACGGCAACCGGACGGCCUUCAAUCAAGCAAUCGAUGCCUGGACCCUACCGAACGCCCCAAGCCAACAUCAAAAGCUAAAGGAACAACUCAAAACGCGAUCGUUGCAGGAACCAUCUUCACGUUUUCUUCACGAGACUCUCGCGGCACAGUGGGUCGAGGAGACCAAGAAAGCCCUACCCACCACCAGCAAGAACAUGAGAGAAAUCACCGACGUUAUCAGAGAGGAGAUGGCAAGCUUCAGACAGCAUUUCGCAAACGAAACGGGCUUGAUGCAAGUCACCUUCAUUCAUUCCGGCGGAGAGGCAAACUCGAAGAAACGUGAGGAUAUGGCUUACCGCUGGCGUCGGUCCGUUUAUCACACAUAUAUAAUGCUCCAGUGGGAUGAGAAGUGGCUGGAGGAGCCCAUGAGGCGCUUUCUGAGCAAAAUGAAGCCAAGAUUGAGUCAUUAUGGCAUGGUCAAAUGGGCCACCUUCAUCAAUUUCCCUGACGAUACCCUGAUGCCAAACGUUCAUGAACAGGCAUACUAUGGGAACAAUCGCCAGAAGCUGCGGCUUGUCAAGCAAAGAUGGGACCCUGAUAACUUUUUCAAGUGGUCGCAGGGAAUUCAGCUGCCUAGGGAGGCGAAAGAGAAAAGCCUAAUGAAGACUACACCUACCGGCGAAGAGACACACAGUGACCUCGGACAUGACCAGGUCCUCAUAAAAGAGGAGGCGUUGACCGAUCUGAUAGCAUUACAGCAGUGGAGGUCCUAUCGCCCUCAGGCCGAGACCGACUACUAUGGAAGCGAAUCUUUACCGGCCUUGGUCUAUUGA
This is a messenger RNA of Fonsecaea erecta, 1722 nucleotides long. RefSeq lists its product as hypothetical. The record is from RefSeq and is a predicted model, not a curated record. Bases 1 to 1722 code for a protein of 573 amino acids. Gene Ontology annotation, molecular function: oxidoreductase activity; FAD binding. The transcript is spliced from 2 exons. NCBI's taxonomy places the organism in Eukaryota, Fungi, Ascomycota, Eurotiomycetes, Chaetothyriales, Herpotrichiellaceae.